Molecule: messenger RNA, 4093 nt
Organism: Grammomys surdaster
Lineage: Eukaryota; Metazoa; Chordata; Mammalia; Rodentia; Muridae
Gene: Pak2
Product: p21 (RAC1) activated kinase 2
Exons: 15
Coding region: 236-1810 (524 amino acids)
Biological process (GO): regulation of MAPK cascade; intracellular signal transduction; regulation of axonogenesis
Cellular component (GO): cytoplasm
Molecular function (GO): protein serine/threonine kinase activity; ATP binding
Source: RefSeq, a predicted model, not a curated record
UUCCCCUCCGGCCCGGGCCGUCGCCAUUGCCGAAGGCUCCUGCCCUCCCCUCCCUGGCCCAAGGGGUUCUGCGCCUCACGGCCUCAGUAGCGACGGCCGCGCCCCGCUCCUCUCCACUCCGCCCUGCCCUCCUCCCUUUCUGCUCCCCAGCGCAGUGCUCGCCCGCGUCGGCCCGGCAGCCUGCCCUGGGUCGGGCGAAGACCUUUCCUCUCUGGCCGUUUCAUAAUUUGGAAUCAUGUCUGAUAACGGAGAGCUAGAAGACAAGCCCCCAGCACCUCCAGUGCGAAUGAGCAGUACCAUUUUUAGCACCGGAGGAAAAGAUCCUUUAUCAGCCAAUCACAGUUUGAAACCUUUGCCUUCUGUUCCAGAGGAAAAAAAACCCAGGAACAAAAUCAUCUCCAUAUUCUCCGGCACAGAAAAAGGAAGUAAAAAGAAAGAAAAAGAACGACCAGAGAUUUCUCCCCCAUCUGAUUUUGAGCACACCAUCCAUGUUGGCUUUGAUGCUGUUACGGGAGAGUUCACUGGCAUGCCAGAACAGUGGGCGAGGCUGUUGCAGACCUCCAACAUCACCAAACUCGAGCAGAAGAAGAACCCUCAGGCCGUGCUGGAUGUCUUGAAGUUCUAUGACUCCAACACUGUGAAACAGAAGUACCUGAGUUUCACUCCUCCUGAGAAAGAUGGCUUCCCUUCUGGAACACCAGCACUGAACACCAAAGGGUCAGAGACAUCAGCAGUAGUGACAGAGGAAGAUGAUGAUGAUGAAGAUGCUGCUCCUCCCGUCAUUGCCCCUCGGCCAGAUCAUACAAAAUCAAUUUACACACGGUCUGUCAUCGACCCUAUUCCUGCUCCAGCUGGUGAUUCUAAUGUUGACAGUGGUGCCAAGUCUUCAGACAAACAGAAAAAGAAAGCCAAGAUGACGGAUGAAGAGAUUAUGGAGAAAUUAAGAACUAUUGUGAGCAUAGGUGACCCUAAGAAAAAAUACACAAGAUAUGAAAAAAUUGGUCAAGGGGCUUCUGGAACAGUUUUUACUGCAACUGAUGUGGCCCUGGGACAAGAGGUUGCUAUCAAGCAGAUUAAUUUACAGAAACAACCAAAGAAGGAAUUGAUCAUUAAUGAAAUUCUGGUGAUGAAAGAGUUAAAGAAUCCCAACAUAGUUAACUUCUUGGACAGUUACUUGGUAGGAGAUGAGUUGUUUGUGGUAAUGGAGUACCUUGCUGGUGGGUCACUCACUGAUGUUGUAACAGAAACCUGCAUGGACGAAGCGCAGAUUGCAGCUGUAUGCAGAGAGUGUUUACAGGCGUUGGAGUUUUUACAUGCUAAUCAAGUGAUCCACAGAGACAUUAAAAGUGACAACGUGCUUUUGGGAAUGGAAGGCUCAGUUAAACUUACUGAUUUUGGCUUCUGUGCCCAGAUCACCCCUGAACAGAGCAAACGCAGCACUAUGGUUGGAACGCCGUACUGGAUGGCACCAGAGGUGGUUACACGGAAAGCCUAUGGUCCCAAAGUUGACAUAUGGUCUCUGGGCAUCAUGGCCAUCGAGAUGGUUGAAGGAGAGCCUCCAUACCUCAAUGAGAAUCCUUUACGGGCAUUAUACCUAAUAGCAACAAAUGGAACUCCUGAACUUCAGAAUCCAGAAAAACUUUCCCCAAUAUUUCGGGAUUUCUUAAAUCGGUGUUUGGAAAUGGAUGUGGAGAAAAGGGGUUCAGCCAAAGAACUGUUACAGCACCCUUUCCUGAAACUGGCCAAACCAUUAUCUAGCUUGACGCCGCUGAUCCUGGCAGCUAAAGAAGCAAUGAAGAGUAAUCGCUAACUUUGUCACCGAAGCCUCCUGUUCCCUAUCCAUUUUCUAAAAGAAGUCUUUUAAUACAUGAAAUUGUUACUCUGAGGGGUAUAAAGAGACAAGUCUGCAUCACAUGGAGAAAAAAAAGCAAAUUAUUAUUUUCUAAAGAUGACCAAGAGAAAAUUGCAGUAAGAGUUAUGACUGAAAUGAGCCCCUGCUUUAGGGUCCAAAAGGAAUCGUGGACUGCAUCGCUAGCCUUACAUUUCUCAGCAGACAGCGCUUGAUGCUUACGUACUGUUUUAAUGACUCUUAGUAUGUAGAUCCUGUUCAUCGUCUCCUUUGGGGAAUUUCCCAUACUUGAAUGUCAGAUUCGAGUUUUUCCCAGUAUUUCAUCUGCUGGUCUUCUCUAACCUUCCUCUAACCCGUUCCUCUUGAGUUGUCGCUUUGAGUUUUUCUUAUGCCUAAAUUCAAGGCAGAUGUGAUAAAAUUAUGUAGCUCUUUAUAUUGGGAAAGGAGCUUGACAUGUUUUAACUUUUUAUAGAAGUUAGGACCAGCUGUUGUACAUGUAGUAUUUCAGUUCAGAGCUUAAACUGAAAAGGGGAAAGUAUGUGAUUUUUACCUUUUUUAACAAAUGUGAACGAGUCAGCUUUAGAAAUUUCAUGGUAGUGAGUUUGACAUUUGUUACAUGUAUAGAAAGAGGACUAAUAAUCUAUAUUUAUAACUAAAUCAUUGAUACAGAGAAAAAAAAUCCCACUGACUGUAUGUUCUCACUAUUUUGUCUUCUUUCCUGUCUGUCUCUUCUCCUAUUUGGCUUUAGGAACCAAAGUGAUGCUUGUUCUUGAGGGCUUUAACUUUGGUGCCACUCCCUUCCCCGUGAUUCCUUGGAAAUGAGUGUCUAUAUAUGUUGUGAUUUUAGGUGUCAUUUUUGAGUCAACCCUUAUUUCACAUACACCCCUUCCACCCUCUAGGACAAGUAAUAACCAUUGAAUUUUCAAAAUUUAAAAGUUAAGGCUUUUCCUACUUAAAAGGAAAAAUAUUUGGGACUAGCAGAAACCAAGUGAGAUUUGAACUUCGGAGAGUUCUAGGCUAGUUGCAAUAAUGAAAUGUCAAUAUUGUAGAGGUGAAGCUUAUGGCAGCGAACUGUAAAGACUCAUCUAACCUUCUGUGUUCCCAACCCAUUAUCAAUGUUUUACUGUUCAUGAGAGAUGAAAUAGCACAGUACUUGAUGGAUCAUUUGAGGUGUUGGGUACUUUAGUGUUUGUUUUUCCAAAUGAGUAGGGUAUUCAUUGUAAAAAACUGGAGUCAGAAAACUGCAGUGUUUGUACCGUUAGGAAUACUUUUUAUUUUAAAGAUUUGAUAAAAGGUCUGUGACCUGUAGUAUUAGCUGUUAGCUGCCCUCUCUCCCCUCCUGUCUUUCCUGUUCUUUGCUUCUCUGUGUUGCUUUGUUGUUUUGCCUGUGGAGGAGGUAUUGCUGUCUAUUCUACGGUCCUGCAACCAUAGAAAAGAAAUGUCUGUUGUUGGUGCAGGUUUGUCCCCACCAUUCCCUUUCAAAGAACCUGAUACAUGAGAGCACAUUCUGCAGAGUACACAUCAUGAAUGAAUAAGUUUGCUCUUUGGGUUGGGGAAAAGGGCAGGGUUUCAUUGCCUGUUGUUCCUAUUAGAAUUUGGGGAUAAGAAGAGACCACUAGGGUUUUUGAUAGCAGAAAGGCUUCAGCGAAAGUCAACAUCUAGAGCACUUACUGGCCUGUUGUCCAUGUGAGUUCUUUCUCUGGACUAUAUUUUCCUACACCUGUCACUAAAUUACAGGAACAACCUGUUGUUUGUGGUGAGAAGCUGUGCUGCCUCGAGUUCUGGCCGUGAGCCUUGUUUGUAAGCAGCUGUCUGCAUAGUGUGAUGGCAGUGCUGCCAGCAUAGUGGAAAGCCAGCUACAUGGUGGGACUGCUCAGGAAGGUGCUCCAUCCUACAUCAUAGAGAGCGCAGGGACACAUGCCACUGCCCCUCUUUAUGCUGUGACUCCACAAGGGCUUUUACACAACAGAAGCAGUCUGGGGUUUGUAUUUACAAUUUCUUGGAUGGUUAUUUGCAUGUCCAUUGCUGGCAACGGACUCUGUCAUUCAAGCCUGACUCCAAGGUUAAGGGAGCUGCACUGUGGUUUAUUCUCUCCUGACCUGGAUAAACUAACCUGGAAUAGCUAAUAGUAACGGUUAAUUUUGAGAUGUGUCAUUUUUAAACAAAAUAAUCUUUAAAGCAAUAUAGAAUUGUGAUUUAUUAGUUAAUUUUAAAUUAAAAUGUUGAGAUCCUGUUGAAAGACAA